AUGGCCUUCCUCUGGAUCCUGUCCUGCCUUGCCUUCGUCGGCGCCGCCUACGGAUGCGGCUCUCCCGCCAUCCCCCCCGUCAUAACGGGUUACUCUCGCAUCGUGAACGGAGAAGAGGCACUCCCCCACUCCUGGCCCUGGCAGGUGUCCCUGCAGGAUUACACCGGCUUCCACUUCUGUGGCGGCUCUCUGGUCAACGAGAACUGGGUGGUGACCGCCGCCCACUGCAACGUCAAGCUGUCCCACCGUGUGAUCCUCGGAGAGCACGACCGCUCUUCCAACGCUGAAGACAUCCAGGUGAUGAAGGUCGGCCAGGUGUUCAAGCACCCCAGCUACAACGGCUUCACCAUCAACAACGACAUCCUGCUGGUGAAGCUGGCGUCCCCCGCCGUGAUGAGCGUCCGCGUGUCCCCCGUCUGCGUCGCCGAGGCCGGAGACAACUUCCCCGGAGGCAUGAAGUGUGUGACGAGCGGCUGGGGGCUGACCCGCUACAACGCUGCUGACACCCCCUCCCUGCUGCAGCAGGCCUCCCUCCCCCUGCUCACCAACGAUGAGUGCCGUCGCUUCUGGGGAAGGAAGAUCAGCGAUCUGAUGAUCUGCGCCGGAGCCUCCGGAGCCUCGUCCUGCAUGGGAGACUCUGGUGGUCCUCUGGUCUGUGAGAAGGCUGGAGCCUGGACUCUGGUGGGCAUCGUGUCCUGGGGCAGUGGUACCUGCACCCCCACCAUGCCCGGGGUCUACGCCCGCGUCACCGAGCUGCGCAGCUGGAUGGACCAGACCAUCGCUGCCAACUAAACUGUCAGAACCUCAAUAAAACCCUCUGAAACACUU
Messenger RNA from Gymnodraco acuticeps, 828 nucleotides. RefSeq names its product chymotrypsin A-like. NCBI's taxonomy places the organism in Eukaryota, Metazoa, Chordata, Actinopteri, Perciformes, Bathydraconidae. Gene Ontology annotation, molecular function: serine-type endopeptidase activity. The record is from RefSeq and is a predicted model, not a curated record. Gene Ontology annotation, biological process: proteolysis. Bases 1 to 792 code for a protein of 263 amino acids. The transcript is spliced from 7 exons.